Molecule: messenger RNA, 279 nt
Organism: Aspergillus alliaceus
Lineage: Eukaryota; Fungi; Ascomycota; Eurotiomycetes; Eurotiales; Aspergillaceae
Exons: 3
Coding region: 1-279 (92 amino acids)
Source: RefSeq, a predicted model, not a curated record
AUGACCAUUGACCCAGCUCGCUUAGGCGCUGAGCAGGGUCUGUAUGCGACCAUCAGGCCGGAAAAGAUCCUUGAUCAAUGCAUCAUUGACUAUGGAAAGUGUCGCGCUAUCGUAGUAUUUUUCCGAGAGGCCAGUUCGGGCGCACUCAUUACGGACAUCUCGUACUCACUAUUGGACGUUGUAUAUCAACGUCUAUUCAACGAGGACACUGAACGUGCUCUAGGUAGUCGUCCACUUCACCUGCAUACGCCGUUCAAGACCUUCGCUGAGACCUACUAA